This is a messenger RNA of Helicoverpa zea (corn earworm), 628 nucleotides long. Its product is annotated as complex III assembly factor LYRM7. Gene Ontology annotation, biological process: mitochondrial respiratory chain complex III assembly. The coding region runs from base 223 to 594 and encodes 123 amino acids. The record is from RefSeq and is a predicted model, not a curated record. The transcript has 5 exons. NCBI's taxonomy places the organism in Eukaryota, Metazoa, Arthropoda, Insecta, Lepidoptera, Noctuidae.
UUUGACAUUGACUUCAGCAAACAUUAUGACAAAUAGAUCAAUCGCGCCAGCAUUUUCAAUUCAACAGCUGAUCGAAAAUGACAUUGACAGUUAAUUUUCAUUAUGGAAAAUAUAUUUUUGUAAAUAAAUCAUAAUUUUCUUAUAACUAUUGUGAAAGUUUUGCAGUCACCGUUCAAGAAAACCAUAGAAACCGCACUCAAAAAUUAUAUUAACUUCAAAACCAUGAGCACGACAAGGUUGUCAGUCUUGCAAACAUUCAAGAAACUUCACAGAACAAGGAUGAAGGUAUUCGCUGGGGAUGACAGAGCACUAACUGCUGGAAGAUUAAAAAUAAAUGAAGAGUUCCAGAAAAACAAACAUGUUACCAAUGAGGAUGCUAUUAAAGCUAUGGUCAAACUAGCUGAGGAUGUCGAAAAGGAACUUCGAACUCAAGUUAUACAAGCUCGAGAAGUGAAGCCUGGUGUCUUUGUGGCUAAAAUAACUGAAGACACUGCAAAGUUUGAAAAUAUCCCCUAUGAUGAUAACGCAGUAUUAGAAGAUGGAACAGUUGCUGGGAACAGGCCAUGUUGUCAAGAUAAAGCUAAAAAUAACUAAAGAUUCUAAUAGACGUUGGUAAUGACGCACUGGA